Molecule: messenger RNA, 1626 nt
Organism: Strongyloides ratti
Lineage: Eukaryota; Metazoa; Nematoda; Chromadorea; Rhabditida; Strongyloididae
Product: Double-strand break repair protein MRE11A
Exons: 2
Coding region: 1-1626 (541 amino acids)
Biological process (GO): mitotic intra-S DNA damage checkpoint signaling; telomere maintenance; double-strand break repair via nonhomologous end joining
Cellular component (GO): nucleus; Mre11 complex
Molecular function (GO): DNA endonuclease activity; 3'-5'-DNA exonuclease activity; manganese ion binding
Source: RefSeq, a predicted model, not a curated record
AUGAGAAGAGAAGACACUAUUACUAUUACAUUGGCUUCAGAUGUUCAUAUUGGAUAUGGUGAAAGGAAGUUUCCUAGGAAAAAUGAUUCAUUAACAACAUUUGAGGAAGUUCUUAAUAAUGCUAAAGAAACUGAUUCUGAUUGUAUUCUUCUUGGUGGUGAUUUGUUCCAUGAAAAUAAUCCAACAAGAGAGAUGCAAGUUGCAGUAGCACGUUUACUAAGAAAGUAUUGUAUAAAUUCUGAUAAAGUUUGUCCUUUAGAAUUUCUCUCAAAUGCAGGUGAAAUUUUUGAUCAUUCAGAGUUUCCGGUUGUCAAUUACAAAGAUCCAAAUCUUUCUGUUUCAAUGCCAAUUUUUACUAUUCAUGGUAAUCACGAUGAUCCUUCUGGAACUGGACUUACAGCACUUGAUCUUUUUCAUGAAGCUGGUCUUCUAAAUUUGUUUGGAAAAUUUAAAGAUAUUGAUAAUAUUGUUGUAAAUCCAAUACUUCUUAAAAAAGGAAAUACAAGGGUAGCUAUUUAUGGUAUUAGUAGUCAACGUGAUGAUAGGUUGCAUAGGGCUUUUGAAGAAAAGAAAGUUAUUUUUAAGAGACCAAGAGAUGGAAAUAGUUGGUUUAAUAUUCUUGUUCUACAUCAAAAUAGACCAAGAAGAGAUUUUACAAGAAGAACAGGUGCAUAUAUUCCAGAUAAAUUUAUUCCUAAUUUUAUAAAUCUUGUAAUUUGGGGACAUGAACAUGCAUCGAAACCUGACCCUGAAUUAGUUGAAAGAAUAACUGAUGGGAUUAAUUUUCGUUUUUAUAUUUUGCAACCAGGUAGCACAGUAGCAACAUCAUUAUGUGAUGAUGAAUCUGGUGAAAAAUAUUGUUUUCUUUUAGCAAUCAAUGGAACCGAAUUUGAUACAACACCAAUUCGUCUUGAAACAGUAAGACAAAUGAUAAUUGAUAACAUGGAUCUUAAGGUUUUCCCUAAUAGAGCUAAAUUUUCUAAAACAUCUGUCCGUCCAAAAGAUGCUCCUGAUGAGGAGUUGAUUCAUAAAAAGAUUAGUCAAAUGUUAGAAAUUUUAUCAAAUUCUAGACUUGAGAGACAACCUAAACUUCCUUUAGUAAGAUUGAAGAUCACAUAUCAAGAUUCGUUUACCUGUUUCCCACCAAUUAACCCAAAAAGGUUCGGUUCACUAUUUAAAGAUGUUGUAGCUAAUCCUGAAGAUAUGUUUGUAGUUAAAGUUAACAAACCAAAGAAUGAGACUAUUAAUAAACAAAAAAUAGAAGAAAUGAAAGCAUCAGACACAUUUUAUGAUGUAUCGCAAGUUGUUGAGAAUUAUUUCAUGAAUGCUAAAGAUGAUGAAGCGUUGGAAAUUGUUACAGAAGAAUCUAUUUUUAAAGCAUUAUUAGAAUACGUAACUACUGAAGGUACUAUUGAAAGUGUCAAUAAAGCUUUUACAAAAUCAAUUGAAAAUCAAAUUGAUCUGCUUUGCAAGGCUAUUGAUGAAAAUAAUUCGACACUUCCUUGUUACCAACAUUUAGUAGACAUGGAAAAGAAAUUUGAAGAAGAUAUUGCUAUAUUUAAAAAAAUAAAACGACAAAGUGCAGUUAGUAAGACAAAUGAAAACACUUCUUUUAACUUAAUUUAG